ACGUUUCUGCUUUAAAGGUCCUGAAGACUGGGACAAACUGAGCAAUUUUGAUUUGCGGCACCGACAGUACCAAACUCCUCGCGGACUGAACGCUUUGCCUGUGGUUUUGAAGAAAAGUUUCGAAAUGAAUCUGAACUACACAUCUCCGAUCCCCCAGAUGCCGUCUCAAAGGUCAACGUCGUUCUUUAUUGAAGACAUUUUACUACAUAAACCUAAACCUUUGCGAGAUGUGUUUCCGUCGCCCUUUUCAAACUCAUUGGCUUCACGGAUGCCUCUUUUAGAAUAUGGAUAUCCUCUCAUGCCUACACCAAUACUGGCUCCUCAUCCGCAUCAUCCGCUACACAAACCUGAACAUCAUCCUUACUUUUUCACUUCUGGAAUGCAGAUGCCUGCGUUAUUUCAGCAUCACCCAGAAUUACCAGGGAAACAUUGCAGACGCAGAAAGGCAAGAACAGUGUUCUCAGACUCACAGUUAUCCGGACUCGAGAAACGAUUUGAGGUCCAGAGGUAUCUCUCCACACCUGAGCGCGUGGAACUGGCUACGGCGCUCAGUCUAUCAGAAACACAGGUAAAGACGUGGUUUCAAAACCGGAGGAUGAAGCAUAAAAAACAGCUGAGGAAAACACAAGACGAGCAGAAAAAUCCAAACGAUGUAGACCGAUCACUGGACACCGCGAGCGACAGUGAAAUGCACGAGAAAAGUACAGAAGACGGUAAAAACGGCAUGAGUCCGGACAGAUACACGCUGGAUGAAAAUGAAGAUGAUGUCGAUAUUGAGGAUGACAUUUGCUCUCCUGAACAUAUACUAUAGUAUUGUUUAAUCUCAUUUAAUGAAAAGUGUACAAAUUAAUUACAAUCUUUUAGAUAGGAAAUGACAUACAAUUUUUUUAUUCAUUUGAAAAUAACAAAUUUAAUUCUUCAAGCGCUUAUGAAAUCUGGACACAUCUUAAACAAUGAAGCAUGUGUAUUUAUUAUUAUUAUUAUUAUUGACAACAACAGACUGGCUUUGUGACUGAAUCCUCUGACCAUAUUUGUAAAUGUGAAACGAAUAGUACGUAAUGUACUGACAAUAUGUAAAUAGAGUUAUGAUAAUACUUGUUAAAUAAUCAUUCAAGAGAUGUAACAAUUUCCAUUCCAAUUUUAGUGUCACAUUUUUAGCACUUUCGCAGGACGACGAUAUUGGCAUGUUGACUUACAUAUUUAUCAAACCUAAAACUGUGACUUGUCAUUUGUAAAAUCAAAUAAUGUAUAUAAAAUGUACAUUGAGUAAAAUAUCUAAGACGAUUCUUAAAUUAAUCAGCUGUGCCUGGUUUUAUUUUAUUUAUGUUUUAGGUCUACAGGUUUAAGUGCUUUGAAUGUUCAAAAAUGAUUAAGGAGUUCUGCCUCGCACAUUUCUGGAUAUUACAAUUAAGAAUUGUUCAUCUUAUUCUAAAAUAUUUUUAAAUUCGAAUAAAAAUUAUUUCGUUUACUAAAUUACCGAAACGAAUACAGUCAUUAUUACUACAAAAAUAACCACAAUCAACAAAAUAAUAAUAGGUCUUUGAAAAGAAGUGAUGUCUCAUUACAAGCUAUUUGCGUCACACUUCGGCUAUACAUUUACAUAUAAACUACCAAAACAUUUAUAGAUACAGCUCUGCUCUUUGUUUUUGUAGUAUUUUAUAUUUUUCUAGAUGUAUAUAUUAUUUUUAUGAGGCCAAUAAUAACCCAAACUGGGUAACAAAAUGCAUUUUUUAAAGAAACAAAGGUAGUAAAAAAACGUGCAGCAAAGAUGUCAAAGUAGAAAAAUAAAAUCCUGGGUGGCAACUUAUGUGUAGCAUUGAUGGCAUUGUUUUCAAACAUCAAUUUAGACUUGAACUUAAAGCCUUCAUAUAUAUAUAUAUAUAUAUAUAUUGUAGGCUAUGUUAAAUUCAUGUUUAUAACGCAUGGAUUCGCUGCAUAUUUGUCCUAUUAGUUGCAACACUGUUGUUUCCCAAACUUGUUGUAACAAUGUUGUUGAGGCUGAUGUAUUUUGAUUAUAGCUUAUUUGAAAAUAUUGUGAGGUAGCCUAGCAAUUUUUCAAACUCGAAAUUUUCUAAUACGGGAAGUGCGCAAAUUGAGACUGUUUACGGUAAUUAGCCUCCUUGUUUUACUACACCGGGUGUGUGGCACACUUCCAUACUUUGAAAAGCAAUUCAUGUCGUUUUCAAAACGUGAUUCUGAUUAAGCCGGGCAAAAUAAAACACGCGAAGAGAAUAGGCCGUGCGGAAGGUGAUCAAUUAAAAGAUUAAGCGUUUUGCAACACAUGGACGCAUCUGCAUGUCGCUCUAAUAGCAGAGCCAUCAGCUCAUUUUCAGGGGCCUGCCGCCUUCUCCAGCACUGUCCGCAGAUCAA
Triplophysa dalaica is the source of this 2370-nucleotide messenger RNA. RefSeq names its product brain-specific homeobox (gene bsx). NCBI's taxonomy places the organism in Eukaryota, Metazoa, Chordata, Actinopteri, Cypriniformes, Nemacheilidae. The coding region runs from base 125 to 811 and encodes 228 amino acids. Gene Ontology annotation, biological process: regulation of DNA-templated transcription. Gene Ontology annotation, molecular function: DNA-binding transcription factor activity, RNA polymerase II-specific; DNA binding. The transcript has 3 exons. The record is from RefSeq and is a predicted model, not a curated record.